ACGGUUGAGAUGAGGGGAUUGGAGGGUUGCAGCGGUCGGCAGGGUGGGAGGAGAUCCAUUGGCAAUUUUCCCGUGCUCGUGUGGAAAUUUGGAAAACGACCCUUUACAGGAAACCUUCUCUUCUAAUAUCGCAUGCAGCACGUCCUCCUGCCCCGUCAUCCACCGUCUCACGCCCACGUGUAUCGCCGGAGAUCCCGUUGGAUUUCCACGCCGGGAUCCCUCGAAGACGACCCUCUCCGGGAUCCGGCCCGUGAAGCGGUCGGUUGAAGCUGCAAAGGGAGAUUAUUGAAACAUGAAUGUGGCAGGGAACCUGGGUUUUCUUAAUACCUCAUCUCAUGAAAGAUGUGAAAGCUACAUUGUUUUCCAUGCUGAAACUUCACUUUCAAAUGGAAUACGAGCAUUCUUGUAUUUUGUCGCUCUUGCCUACUGCUUCAUUGGGUUGUCAUCUAUAACUGCUCGUUUUUUCAAAUCGAUGGAGAAUAUUGUUAAGCAUACACGUCAGAUUGUGGAAAUAGAUCCUUUAACAGGCACUGAGUUGAUUAAGUAUGAAAAAGUUUGGAAUUACACUAUAGCAGACAUCACUUUAUUGGCAUUUGGAACAAGCUUUCCGCAGAUCUCUUUAGCAAUAAUCGAUUCAAUCCAAAAUAUUGGUCAGUUGAAUGCUGGAGGUUUAGGGCCAGGCACACUUGUUGGUUCUGCUGCAUUUGAUCUAUUUCCUAUCCAUGCUGUUUGUGUGGUAGUCCCAAAAGCAGGUACUUUGAAAAAGAUAUCAGAUAUAGGAGUUUGGCUAGUCGAGCUGUUCUGGUCAUUUUGGGCAUAUGUUUGGCUCUACAUAAUUUUAGAGGUUUGGACACCUACGAUGAUCACUCUUUCUGAGGCUGUGCUAACAGUCUUACAGUUUGGGUUGCUACUGGUUCAUGCAUAUGUUCAAGACAAACAAUGGCCAUAUUUGUCGAUUCCACUUGGAAGAAGUGAUAGGCCAGAAGAAUGGGUCCCAGAAAAUGAAACUUUAUUUAUCAAUGGGCAUGACACACGUGAAUCAAAUGAUAAUUGCUGUGAGAUUCUUCAAGUUAGCGAAGGUCAACAGAGUAAUGUGGUUGAUAUAUUCUCCAUCCAUUCAUCUAAGGACACAGAUUUAGUCUACAAAAUUAUUCCAGAUAAUGAUACGGAAGAACCUUCAGAACUAUAUUGCAACAAGAUGGUUGACAAUAAACGGGAUGUCCUUUCAGUUUGGAUGCAACAAUUUCUUGAUGCACUGAGGUUGGAGAGCACUGAAUCAAAGAAAAUGGUCAGUUUCUACUUGUGGAUAGGGAGAGUCCUUUGGAAAUUAAUCCUCAUGCCCUGGAGAUUAUUAUUUGCUUUUGUGCCCCCAUAUCAAAUUGCUCAUGGUUGGAUAGCAUUCAUUGGCUCUCUUUCUUUUAUAAGUGGGAUAGCCUAUGUGGUUACCAAGCUUACAGAAGGAAUAAGUUGUGUGACAGGAAUAAAUCCUUAUGUCAUAGCUUUUACAGCACUAGCCAGUGGAACCUCAUGGCCUGAUUUAGUUGCAAGCAAGAUUGCUGCUGAGCGUCAAAUCACUGCAGAUUCUGCCAUUGCUAACAUCAUUUGCAGCAACUCGGUGAACAUAUAUAUUGGCAUUGGCAUUCCAUGGCUGAUAGACACAACUUACAACUUCUUUGUGUACCAAGAACCAUUGUACAUUCAGAACGCAGGAGGCCUAAGCUUCUCCCUGUUGGUAUCUUUCUUCUCAUUGGGUUGCUGCAUCGAACAGAUAAUAAGAUACUGAAGUUUAUACGAUAUUGGAUCUCAGAUAUUUUUCUUUCUUGUCAGGCUAUAGUGUUGAUGCUCGAUGAAUGACUGUAAAUUUACGGGAUGUCAUCUUUGUUCUUCUUUUUAGCAUUUUUGGGGGUAGUUCAUACAUGGUCUUGUAUUCGGUAAUAUAUAUAUAUAUAUUAAAUCUCUGAAUUAAUUCAUCUCAAUAUGUAGCUUGAUGUUUCUUAAGAGUUCCAUUUUUGUCUGAGUGUUUUUAUUUUCUUUUUGAGCUUUGAUCCUUGUCACUCCGAACAUGUGUAAACCCGGGUAUUCUGUAUUUUCCUUUAUUUUCACCUUGUACAAUAUAAAACGAUUCAUAUUUAUCUUUCUUAAU
This is a messenger RNA of Musa acuminata subsp. malaccensis (wild Malaysian banana), 2143 nucleotides long. Lineage: Eukaryota; Viridiplantae; Streptophyta; Magnoliopsida; Zingiberales; Musaceae. The record is from RefSeq and is a predicted model, not a curated record.